AUGCCGCCGAUGUCUGAGGGAUUUGGUGACCAUAUCGAGGAUUACACGGAACUCGAAUUUAUUGGCAGAGGAGGUUUCGGCGAUGUUUAUAAAGCAAGAUGUCUAAAUACAGGAAUAGAUGUAGCGAUAAAAAAGAUUAACAUAAAAUUAAUGCAAGACCAUGGAAUGAUUGGUAGAGUACGUGAAGAAGUAGCCAUUCAUUCAAAAUUGCGACAUCCAUCCAUUCUAAAGUUCUAUACAUCUUUUAAAGAUGCAAAAUAUGUUUAUAUAGUGUUGGAACUAUGUCCUUAUGGAGAUUUACAGCGUUUUCUGAAAAAACAUUAUGUUCAAAGGCUUUCAGAAAAUGAAGCUGCCAGAAUUAUAAAACAAGUUGCGGAAGGAUUACUCUAUUUGCACGAUAGAAAUAUGGUUCAUAGAGAUAUCUCACCUUCUAAUUUAUUAUUGACUGCAGAAAUGCAAGUGAAAAUAGCAGACUUUGGAUUAGCAAAAUUGAUGAAACCUAAUCAAAAUAAUAUGACUAUGUGCGGUACACCCAAUUAUAUUGCACCUGAGGUUGCGACAAAAUCAUCACAUGGUCCUAAAGCAGAUUUGUGGAGCUUAGGAUGUUUGUUGUAUACUUUACUAGUUGGUAAAGCUCCAUUUGACAGUGGAGGUGUAAGAAGUACUUUGGCUCUUAUUGCUAAGGGUUACUAUAAUUUACCUUCUUAUUUGUCUGACAGCGCAAAAGAUUUAAUUAGCCGUUUACUACAAAAAGAACCACACCAUCGAAUUGAAUUACGUGAUAUUUUAAAGCAUUCUUUUAUUACAUCUAUAGAAAAAAAAUAUCAAGAAAAAAUGUUAAUGAGCAGAGCAUUGUCACGAGAUAGAAUGGCUGAUUCAGGGCUGGGUAAAACAAUGUCUUCAGUAGAUCGAAUGGUUCGAGGUCGCUCUCGUUCAGAAGAGCGCGCUUCGAUGUUACCAUCGUCGUAUAACCCUUUAGCACCACAUUUUACCGUCAGAAGUGAUCCUGUAACUGAUAGAAACAAUUGCCAGAAUAACUUUGCUUAUCAAAAUAAGCGAAAUGAUUAUUCUCAUGAGCAGACUUCGGUACGAUCAGCAGGCAUUCCACCAUCUCGUAGUCGGGUAUUUUCACGAACCUCACACACCAGCGUCGACGAUAUUAAUUGUCAAAGGAAUGAUAAACAAAAGUAUCGAGAGCAAGCCGGUGACUAUCUUAAAGAUCAAGAUGUUAAUGUAAAAUUACAAACACCACCAUUAAAUUCUAAAAGACUGCUACCGACAAGACAUCGUACGAAAAAUGUUAUUCUCACAAUUCUUGAUAACGGAGAAGUUUGUCUUGAAUUUAUAAAAAGGAAAAAUAAUAAUUUGGAACGCAUUGGUGAAGUUUGUAGGAUAUCAAGUGAUGGCUUACAAAUUAUUUUAUAUAAAUUACGAGACUCCAGAGAAAUUGAUGAUAAACCACCUCCAGUACCUGCUCAUGACGCUGAUAUUUAUUCAUAUGAAAAUUUACCUUCCCGGCAUCACAGGAAAUACGUUUAUGCUACAAGAUUUGUUAACCUCGUUAAAGCAAAAACACCUAAAAUAACUUUAUACAAUGAACGUGCAAAAAUUCAUUAUAUGGAAAAUGGGCCACGCCCAGAUUGUGAAGUCCAUUUUUACAAUGGUAUUAAAGUUACUUGUGUUGAUAAAAUAAUAAAAAUAACAGAUUUAGUUGGUAACAGUUAUAAAGAAGGAGAAAUACCAGGUGAAUUAGAAGAAUAUUAUAAACAUUAUAAAAAAUGUUAUCAAUAUUGUUUAUGCCUGGAAGCAUCAUUGAAUACAUUGGAAUCAGCAACAGAAGAAUCUUGUUUUCCUGUAAUUAUUGGACGAAGACCUUUAUCUGCUGGAAAUGUUUCUUCCCUACAAGGAAAAGAAAAUGUGUUACGAGUAAUCAAUAGCCCACAAACUAUAAAUAAUUCACCCGUGAUGCCGUCAUUUGAUUAUUCUGUAAUGUCUGGAGUAACGUUGAAAUCUAAAAGAACAACUUCUAAUCGCUCAAUACAGUAUGAUUAUAAAAAAGAAUACAUUCCCGGUAUUGGAAAUGGAAUCCAAUUACCGAACGGAGAUAUUAAAAUAGAAUAUGAAGAUGGAUCUACUUUAACAGUUUUCCCGAAAAGCCAGGGUAAUGAAAUAUUGUAUGAAAGAAAUAAUGGUAUGAUAAGUAAAUAUUCAACAAAUCAACAUAAAAAACUUCAAAUACCUUAUGAAGUACAAAAGAAGCUACGACGAGAUUUGCCGGAACUAUCAAGAGCAGAGAUUGCAUAUAAAUAG
Messenger RNA from Cotesia congregata, 2310 nucleotides. The record is from the annotation of a GenBank genome assembly. NCBI's taxonomy places the organism in Eukaryota, Metazoa, Arthropoda, Insecta, Hymenoptera, Braconidae.